Messenger RNA from Podarcis muralis (Common wall lizard), 3280 nucleotides. RefSeq names its product transgelin-3. The record is from RefSeq and is a predicted model, not a curated record. Gene Ontology annotation, cellular component: mitochondrion; actin cytoskeleton. Gene Ontology annotation, biological process: protein depalmitoylation; actin filament organization. NCBI's taxonomy places the organism in Eukaryota, Metazoa, Chordata, Lepidosauria, Squamata, Lacertidae. Gene Ontology annotation, molecular function: hydrolase activity, hydrolyzing O-glycosyl compounds; actin filament binding; palmitoyl-(protein) hydrolase activity.
GCCGAGCGGCCCGAGGGGAAGGGGCGUGCGCUGGCUCGCGUGUCUGCGCUGGAGGGCGAUGGCGGGGGCGGCGAGAGUCCUGUGGCGGGAGAGCCGCCGCCGCCGCUGCUGGGGCCCAGAGGCCGCUCGAGCGACGGCGCUAGUGGGCUUCCCUCAGCUGCCGGGUUGCAGACAAAAAUCCUCACACAGUUUUCUUAGCCGUCCUGAUAAUCCAAACCUAGCCUAUCACAAGCUAAAAGGCAAGAAUCCUGGAGUUGUCUUCCUCUCAGGUUUUCUUUCAAAUAUGAAUGGUAACAAGGCACUUGCACUCGAAGACUUCUGCAAAUCAGUGGGCCACGCUUUUGUAAGGUUUGACUAUAGAGGCUGUGGAAGUUCAGAAGGCGAUGUUAAAGAAUGUACGUUGGGAAAGUGGCGGAAGGAUGUACUUUCGGUAUUGGAUGAACUCACACAAGGACCACAGAUUUUAGUUGGUUCCAGUUUGGGCGGAUGGUUGAUGCUUCAUGCUGCAAUUGCUCGUCCAGAGAAGGUGGCUGCACUAGUUGGAGUAGCUGCAGCGGCAGACUAUCUAGUAUCAACUUAUCAACAGCUUCCUGUAGAGCUAAAAAAGGAAAUUGAAGAAAAAGGUGAAUGGAAGGUGCCAACCAAGCACAACGAAGAAGGGGUUUAUUCUGUGCCAUAUGGACUCAUCCAGGAAGCAGAAAAUCACUGUGUGUUAACUAGCCCUCUUCCCAUAAAAUGUCCUGUGAGGCUUAUCCAUGGCAUAAAAGAUGAGGAUGUCCCGUGGGAGACUUCUAUGAAGAUUGCAGAACGUGUUGUUAGCACAGAUGUGGAUAUUAUUCUCCGCAAAGCUGGUCACCAUCGGAUGAAAGAGAAGGAAGAUAUCAAACUUAUCAUAUACACAGUGGAAGACUUAAUUGAGGAGCUCAGCACUUAGCAUGAAUUCCCUAAUGAGAGAAGCAGAGGAAGUUUACAUGGGCUCUGUUGCUCAGUCGGGGCAGCAGGACAUUUCAGAGGGUAACUGGUCAGCUAGAUGCACUUGGAGCCCUACCAUGGUUUCCUUGCUUAGUUUUCCUCUCUUUUUUGUAAAUAUUCUUAACGAUGCAUUUGCACAAAUAAUAAUGUGAAGAAAAUGCUGCUGUUUAAACCCUUCUGCUCAAUGCAAAUCACCACUGACCCUUUUAUGCAACAUACAUUUCCUAUAUUUUUGUACCCAGGUAUUUUUGUGCCAAUGAUUACUACUUGCAGUACGGUGUGACUUUUUCACCCUUUUGUACACCUUAAAAAUAAAUAUGCAUUGUAAAGUUUUCCCACUUGAGUUGUGAAAUAUAACUUGACAAGUCAAACUUUCUAGAAAUGUACCUGAAAUAUAUGUGCAAUGUUUGUUAUUUCUAGCAUGAAUGAAUGCACCUGGUUUUCAUAGUGUAGAGAGAAUGUAAGGAGAAAGCAUGCUUAAUAUUGAAUUAUUUAAAAUGGAUUUCAAUUAUUGAUGUACUUCCUAUAAAGGAGUUACAUGCCACUGGAACUGUUUCUUAUUAUUUUUCAACUCAGUCACCAAAGGAAAAGCAAAAACAAUUAUCUUUCCACCAAAGAAGGAACAUGUGUUGGGGGAAUUUCACGUUCAGAAGCCUAAACACAACCGGAAAUUACAGUGAAUGGGGCUUGAUUCCAGCUGUGUGUAGUGCCUAGUAUUUAAGUGUGCUUUACAUGUAAACAAGUCAAAGAUUUCUGUUCCUUUUUGAUAAACUUCCGUGGGUAGUCUGCCAAAGAAGAUCAGAUUUGUAAUGUGGACUUUUGUGUAAUUUCACAAGCCUGAUCUUGUGGUUGUCAAUGCUUCCAUUUGCCAGUGGUGAGGAUCGUCAGGCUUUCCAAAACAGAAGACCUAGUUUGCAAAUAAAAUUCUGUUAUAGGAAUUGCUCUGUGCUAGUUAUAAGAUUGUUACUAGAGAAUACUGUUAGACAUGUAGUCUUGAGGAAGCCAUUCACCAUUGAAUCCUAAGGUUAACAUUUCUCACAGUUCUUGGUUUUUGACUACACAACGUAUCCUUUCUUAGGUGAGGGGAAACAGGUCUUUUAUCAUUCAUUUCUAAUAAUUUUUUUAUAUGUAAAGUUCAUUAUAAUAUUAAAAGAUUUAUACUUGAAGCCACAUUUCUGCAGCAGAAAGGCAGUAUUGCUAGAUCAUGCAACUAAAGGUUCAAAUGUGGGAUGACCUAUUCUGUUGUAAUUCUUGGUUAUAAUUGAAAACCUUAACAGUUGGUUCAUGUUGCUGGUUAUUGCAGGUAGAAUUGCCCUGACUGUAUGGCAUUUCUUCAAAGGAUAUGCUCCCUGUGCACACAGAGGGCCGCUUUACUGGAUUUUACCAGUGUGUGAAAUGCAGAAAAGUAAAACUUUUCCUGAAUAAGUUCUAAAUUAUGGUGUGGUUUGUUUUGCAGCAUUUAACCAGAUCUUACAUUAAGUUCUUACAUGUGGAAACCCUACCAUCUCAGAAGGUGCUAUUCCCGCUGAGACUCUUCAGCAAUUGGAGUUCAGUGGUACACCUUAAAGAUUCGCAGCACAGCAUUUCACAUCUCUAGGGAGGAGGAUGCCUUUAAUUGCAAGGUUGCAAACGUAGUUUUUCAACUUGAGAAUGUGAUGCUACAUGUCAACACAAGCCUGGGUGACCUGAGUUUGAACCUGUCGAAUAACCAUAAGCAUAAGUUUGUAGUGCGCCUGUAGUUUCCUGGUUGACAUUGUACCUUCCUGUAAUCAAGAAUAUUGCAUAAAUACAUCUGAGGACAUUUAUUAUUAUUAUUUCUGAGUACUUGAUAUGAAAACUGUCGCUGAUAAUUUCUACAUUGGGCUACAGCCAGUUAAUACUUCUGAGGUACAAGAAAAAGCCUUUUAUCAUAGCCCUUUAUGCAAUUGAAGAGUUGCCUUUUUCAAUUUGGGUAGAUUUAGUAUCAGCUCUUGGUCUCUUCUAUUUUGCUGUUGUGUAUCUCCACCCCUACUUGUGCUGGUGAGAGGUUGGAGCAUAGAGAAUGGUCCCAUACUAUAGAAAGUCAAUGAUAAAACAGUUAUCUCAAAUUUGUACUAAAAGAAAUGCCAUAUAUAUGGAAGUGCAUGUGUAGUAGAAACUUGUUUUAGGUGCUAGAAAUUAAUCCACCGAAUGGACUUUGAAAGGAAUUAAAUGACGCUGCCUAAACUAUAACCUGAAUUGAACUGUAGUGACAAAAAGUAGCUCUUCGUUAACAUUCUUAUGCAAUUAUUCAAUACGUUUAAUAAUAAAAAAGAGAUGCUGUUCUGAA